Salvia miltiorrhiza (redroot sage) is the source of this 1144-nucleotide messenger RNA. RefSeq names its product protein trichome birefringence-like 3. Gene Ontology annotation, cellular component: Golgi apparatus. The record is from RefSeq and is a predicted model, not a curated record. Bases 110 to 1027 code for a protein of 305 amino acids. NCBI's taxonomy places the organism in Eukaryota, Viridiplantae, Streptophyta, Magnoliopsida, Lamiales, Lamiaceae. The transcript has 5 exons. Gene Ontology annotation, molecular function: O-acetyltransferase activity.
AAUUAAUCUCAAGAAACUAAUCAACUAUGCCUUUGGCUUCACUUCUAAUCAACUUCACAUAAAAAUAUCUCUUCAAACAACAUUUCAUCACUACACAACUUGUUCUGCAAUGGCCAAUUUCAAAGGAAAUCUGCCAUUUUCCAUACUCACCAUCGCAAUCUUGGCUUUCGUCGCGCUCUUGUACACUGAAAGAUUAGGUUCUCUAUCUUCAAGAGCCAUUUUCAGGUUGAAGCCCUGCGCUAGAAGUAACGCUGUUGAGAAAUUAGUGGAUGUCAAUGGCUUGAGUUACGAAGGUGAUGAAUUGUUCGAUUUUGAUCCUGAUCAAUGCAGCCUGCAUCAUGGGAAAUGGGCGUUCAAUCGCUCCAUCGAGCCCCUGUAUUCGGACCAAACAUGUCGAUUUUUGGACCGGCAGGUCGCUUGCGUUAGGAGCGGUAGGCCGGAUUCGGAUUAUAUGUACUGGGAGUGGCCGCCCGACGGCUGCAGGCUGCCGAGGUUUGAUCCAAGAAUGGUGCUGCGGAAACUUAAAGGGAAGAGGCUAAUGUUUGUAGGGGAUUCACUGCAGAGAGGGCAAUGGCAAUCCUUCGUUUGCCUCGUUGAUUCUGUGAUACCGAAAGGGAAGAAGUCGAUGAAACGAGGUCGUUUGCAUUCUGUUUUCAGAGCUAAGGAAUACGAUGCCACGGUGGAGUUCUAUUGGGCUCCUUUCCUCGUAGAAUCCAACACAGAUAUUCAUAUAAUAGCAGAUCCAAAGCAGAGGAUUUUGAAGGUUGAUUCAGUUGAAAAGCAUGCCAAACACUGGUUAGGCGUCGACAUCCUCGUCUUCAACACUUAUGUUUGGUGGAUGAGUGGCCUCAAAACUAAGACAUUAUGGGGUUCGUUUGCGAACGGAGCAGAAGGGUACGAAGAGUUGGAAACACACGUUUCCUACACGUUAGGGCUCAGAACAUGGGCAAAUUGGGUGGAUUCAAACGUUAAUCCCUCCAAAACACGAGUGUUCUUCACAACCAUGUCUCCUUCACACCACAGGUGAAUUUAGGCCUAAUUAAGGGGUGUGGUUGGUUGAACUUAAUUAUAAGCUCUUUAAAACACUUUAUAAUUGUUUCAAAAAAACACUUUAUAAUUUAAAAGUUUAUAAACUCUUAUUUUU